GCCUCGGCGCCGCGCGAGUCCUUCACGAAUAUGUCUCAAAAUACUCCAGACAAAGACGACCAGUCGUCAACUAACAAAAAAGCCAUCUCCCUCCCGAUAUCCAGAGUGAGGUUGAUAAUGAAGAGCUCCCCCGACGUCUCGUGCAUCAACCAGGACGCCCUGUUUCUGACUACCAAGGCAACAGAGCUGUUCGUGCAGCACCUGGCUGUGGCUUCGUUCAACAACGGCCCCGGAAAAGAAACCAACUCUCUCUGUUACACCGACCUGGCCAACGCCGCCGAGGAGACGGAGACCUUCCACUUUCUGACAGAUAUCCUGCCUAAGAAGAUCUUUGCUCGAGAUUAUCUUCAAUCUUUGGAGCAAAUGCAAGAAAAUGACAACGACGACGACCCCGACUUUUAAAAAGGACAUUGGCUGCAUCUCACGUCCAGACAGAUGUUAUCAAAUGUACAACAGAUGUUAUCAGAUGUACAACAGAUGUUAUCAGAUGUACGUGUCCCGUCAUUCAUCGAGAGCUCUGGCAGAAGAGACAUCCUGAACUUUCUCAAUGCUUUCAAAUGCACUGAGAGAGUUCAGCGGUCGGGAUAAUGGAAGACAUUAGUGGACAUUGAACUGAAAGUAAAGCCACAAAUGGGAACAUGUGAAAUCAAGUGAAGACUCAAGAGACCACCUUCAAACACAUAGAAGUUGUACUGUAUGUCUGAGUUAAAUACUUAAUGCCAGAAAUCUACAUUUCUAAACAAAGCUGUCUUAGAUGAAUUAUAAUGCAAUCAUGCCUCAAUAUUUUGAAGUUUUAGGAUUGGCCUGGAUUGGAUCUUUUGAAGGUGUUCUGGUAACAAUGUGUAAUACAUGUUGUCCUUAUUUUGCAUGCACAACAAUUAGAGGUAAAUGGUUUUCUCUUAACUUGCAGCCCUCUGUGGGCUAACUUCAUGUAACAGAGCAAGACAUAAUAUUACAGUUAUGAGUUAUGAUUGCCUUUCAAAUAUUGGGUGAACACUUUAUUUUACAGAUGCUGUCAAACAUUGAUUUGAAGUGUCGAUGUUACUGAUUCUAAGUUAUACAUGAUAGUUUUAAAAUAUAUUGUUAUGCAUCAGUUACGAGUAGUUUAUCAUAAUACUUAAAAGUUUAACUAAUCAAAAGUGUGUGUGUGUGUGUGUGUGUAUAUGUAUAUGUGUAUAUGUAUAUAUAUAUAUAUAUAUAUAUAUAUAUAUAUAUAUAUAUAUAUACAUAUACACACGCGCAUAUAUACACCUCUUUUCCCCCAACUUAACUACACAACAAUGGGAUGUGCAUCUUUCCAAAUGAAAAUGUACAAUCGGCCCAAUAGAGGUGAAUAUUUAAAGUGUAUAUAACAGCUGACCACAUCAUCCAUUAUUUGUUUAGAUUUGAUAUUAAAAUAAAAGUUCAUGCUGUCUUA
This is a messenger RNA of Cyclopterus lumpus (lumpfish), 1417 nucleotides long. RefSeq names its product chromatin accessibility complex subunit 1 (gene chrac1). Gene Ontology annotation, molecular function: protein heterodimerization activity. The transcript is spliced from 3 exons. Gene Ontology annotation, cellular component: nucleus; CHRAC. The coding region runs from base 31 to 402 and encodes 123 amino acids. Lineage: Eukaryota; Metazoa; Chordata; Actinopteri; Perciformes; Cyclopteridae. The record is from RefSeq and is a predicted model, not a curated record.